This is a messenger RNA of Anguilla rostrata (American eel), 7854 nucleotides long. RefSeq names its product potassium voltage-gated channel subfamily KQT member 4. The record is from RefSeq and is a predicted model, not a curated record. The coding region runs from base 1013 to 3076 and encodes 687 amino acids. Gene Ontology annotation, molecular function: voltage-gated potassium channel activity. Gene Ontology annotation, biological process: potassium ion transmembrane transport. Gene Ontology annotation, cellular component: membrane; voltage-gated potassium channel complex. NCBI's taxonomy places the organism in Eukaryota, Metazoa, Chordata, Actinopteri, Anguilliformes, Anguillidae. The transcript has 14 exons.
AACUUCCCUGUAACGAAUAUAGAUACUCCCCUCCCCUUCCCUCUUUCCGUCACUCCGCGCGUCCUCUCUGUUUCUACGAUCGGGCACCGUUAAGCAAUAGAAUACAGUUCUGCUAUUCAUACGUGAGGUUAUUUGGCCACGGAGUUUGACAAUCUCGCAGUUUCUUCUUUGGACCAUGUGACACGUCAUUGGCGAUAGGGGGGUCUCCGGAAUCACAGAACUUCAAAGUCUUUACUGAUAUCUAAACAACUCGAGGGCUUACCCGCUUCUCUCGGGAAGAACCGGGUUAGAAAAGCGCAUUGGAGGCGAACAGGGGACAGAGCGAGAGAGCAUGAUGUCCGCGGCCGUGGACUAAUUGAGAAAACGUGGAAUAAGAUAUCUGGCCAACGUGCAAGUAGGGUUACCGGUGCUAUCAUAAAUGCUGACCGAACAACUUUGAACUGCUUGUUCACAAUGUCCAUUAUAUUUUUUGGGUAUAGUUGCGGCCAGAGAUAUGGCUUGAACAUUAUUUGAUAGCAGCUGUAAUUAAAAGUUGCUGCGUCUUUUAUGAAUGAGUAAGAUGUUGGCUACUUUUUAAAAUGGCAUUUCCAGUUACAGUGUAGCCUAUACAAAUACUUCGUACAAUCGUGUAUUCUGUUAUCACUGAUAGAACGUAACAGCAACGUAGAAAGAACGUUAUGUAUUUCACUGGUAGCUUACUGUACUACUUUAUGUAGCCGUAGACGCGUGCUGGUAUGCCACACAUGUAUGUGCGUGGUGCUUAUAUAUAAUUCAAGUAAAGGUAGAUUAUUAUAAUAAAACUAUGCUGUCUAUAAUUAUUUGUAAGGUAAACUAUUAUUAUCGGUUGCAACUCAGGACGAAAUCGUAUAGUCCACAUUUCUCGUCGGAUCAAAUACAUUGACAAGCACGGCUUUCCAUGAAUCGAAUGAAGAACAAUAUAAAUGGUAAAUAUUACAUGAAAAUUAAAGACUGAAUAAUUUUCACGUACUUACAUAACUUAUUCACACUGAUAAUGUUAGGAAGCCCAUCGAAUAACGGCGGUAUUAGAAUGUUGACUCCCCCAGCUCCACACGACGACAGACGGGUAGAGUUUGUCGCUCUCACUGCUGUUCACACGGAGAGAAGCGAGCCGUCUACCCCGGAGCGUGGGCACCCUUCUCACCGCACCGGACUUCUCGGUACUCCUAUACCCGUGCCACCUGGACCCCGGGCGUCUGCCUCAGCCUCAAGCAAGCGCUACAGAAAGUUGCAGAACUGCCUGUACAAUGUUCUGGAGAGGCCGAGAGGAUGGGCUUUUAUCUACCAUGCAUUCAUUUUCCUGCUGGUGUUCAGCUGUCUGGUGCUGUCUGUCUUCUCCACCAUCCCUGAUCAUCAUAAAUUUGCCAACGAGGCGCUCUUCAUCCUGGAGUUUGUGAUGAUCGUGGUGUUUGGACUGGAGUACUUCAUAAGGGUUUGGGCAGCAGGAUGCUGCUGCCGGUACAGGGGAUGGCAGGGUCGUCUGCGAUUCGCCAGGAAGCCCUUCUGCGUCAUAGACUUCAUCGUGUUUGUGGCGUCGGUGGCGGUGAUCGCGGCCGGCACGCAGGGGAACAUCUUCGCCACGUCUGCCCUGCGCAGCAUGCGCUUCCUGCAGAUCCUGCGCAUGGUGCGCAUGGACCGGCGGCCAGGGGAACCCCACCUGCGCACAGGCUGCCUGGGGCUCUCGCUGGUGUACGCCCACGGGGCCAAGGAGCUCAUCACUGCCUGGUACAUCGGCUUCCUGGUCCUCAUCUUCGCCUCGUUUUUGGUUUACCUGGCAGAGAAGGACAUCAACACGGAGUUCACCACCUAUGCUGACUCCCUCUGGUGGGGAACUAUAACUCUCACCACAAUCGGUUACGGGGACAAGACUCCGCGUACCUGGCUGGGGCGGCUACUGGCAGCGGGGUUCGCUCUGCUAGGCGUGUCCUUCUUCGCCCUCCCUGCAGGAAUCCUGGGUUCUGGCUUUGCCCUGAAAGUACAGGAGCAGCACAGGCAGAAGCACUUUGAGAAGAGAAGGACUCCAGCAGCCAACCUCAUCCAGGCUGCUUGGCGUCUCUACUCCACCGAUGUUAAGCGCUCCUAUCUCACAGCUACCUGGUACUUCUACGACAGCAUGUUACCAUCAUUCAGAGAACUGACACUACUGUUCAGUCACCUGCAGCGACAGCGUAGUGCCAAGAAGGUUCUUCACAACUCCUACCAAACUCUCCUGUCCGGGCUCAAGCCCUACAGCUCCCCCUACCUGUCGGGGGACAGUGGGAAGAUGGGGUUUCGGGAUCGAAUCCGGAUGAACAACUCGCGUUCAUCCCAGGGGAUACGCGGUAAGGCAUCCCCACUGCCCCCGGGGGGGGUCCGUCGUACCCCAAGUUCAGAGAACGUUCCGGAGGCCACCAGUCCAGGAAAGGUCCAGAAGAGCUGGAGCUUCAACGACCGCACCCGUUUCCGAACCUCCCUGAGGCUGAAACCCCGCCCCGCUGCCGAAGUGGAGGGCACAGGGGAGGAGAGCACGGAGGACAAGGCAUACUGUGACGUGGCCAUGGAUGAGGUGAUUCCCGCAGUGAAGACUCUGAUUCGGGCUGUCAGGAUUCUCAAGUUCCUGGUGGCCAAGCGCAAGUUUAAGGAGACGCUGCGUCCGUAUGAUGUGAAGGAUGUGAUCGAGCAGUACUCCGCUGGACACCUGGACAUGCUGGGCAGGAUCAAGAGCUUGCAGACCAGGGUCGACCAGAUUGUGGGCCGAGGAUCAAUUCAGUCUGACAAGAAGGUGCGUGAGAAGGGCGAGAAGACGCCUCCCGAGAUGGAUCCUAUGGACGAGCUAAGCAUGAUGGGACGUGUAGUGAAAGUGGAGAAGCAGGUGCAGUCCAUCGAGAACAAGCUGGACCUGCUGCUGAACUUCUACACGCAGUGCGUGAAGAAGGGCUCGUCCAACUUCACCCUGUCGUCCCUGCUGGAGCCCGACCUCACCUCCGAUUACCACAGCCCCACCGACCACCGCGAGCUCUUCCCCUCCGCCAACACGCUCACCAUCUCCCGCUCCGAGAGCGGCGGCACCAUGGACUGAGCGGAGCCCCCCCCCCCCCGGAGCGGCAGCCAGGGUGGGCCUCGCUCAUCCAAACCCAGCCAGGACUGAGCAGGAGGCACAAGCACAAUGUUCCCCCAACAACCCCACUUCACACUGCUAUUCUAUCACCCCAACCCUUUACUCAUCCACUCCACCCUUACCUCAACCCCCCAGCCCUCUUUUUAACACUCACUUCACCAUCUAUCUCUCUCAGAAAAAUGCUUCACCUCUUUUCAUGCCCUAUCCCCUUCCCCUUCUCCAAACCGUCUUUUCGUUUCUCUCUAUUCUUGACUCCUAACCCUCAACACCUUGAACUGUCUCCUUCCUCUCUUCAUUGCUCCCUUCUCCCCUCACCCUUGCACCAGCAAGGCUUGCCGGGAGAAACACAGCCCUGCUCCAGUUUUGAGGCUGUAAUUAAGACUUUUUUCCACCAGGGGGCAAUGCCUGAGCAGAGACACUGUAAAGUCCGCUCACUGAAUCUUCCUCUCUAGAUCUAAAUCUCUGACUGGAGGGGGAUAAACGCUACCUGACUACUGAUAUGCAAGCACUGUUUUACACACCUCUCCUCAUCAGUUUUUCUUUUUUCUUACUUCCAGCAUCUGUGGACACACACACAGACACACACUGUACAAUGUCAACUGUCUUUUGAUGAUUUUAUUUGUUUUUGAUUAUUUGUUUCAGAUUUCAUUUAUUAGAGUUCCUACAUGUUUAUGUUUGCAAUCAAUAGACUGCCUAAAAUUUUUUAAACUAUUUUUUGGAGUCGUGAGUAGUGGGGUUGGACAUAUUUUUUUUCCAUUUUGGCCAAAAUCGAUUUCCACGAUUGAAAUCAGCACUUUUCUGCCGAAACACAGCGAUCAGACCAUGGGCAGCCAUUGAGCCUCAGAAGAAUGUAAUCACUGCGCCUAAGCAGCCGAAGACAUCGGCCAAAAGGAGGCAAACACCUUCUCUUACCGUCCCCUCCUGAACCUUUGUGCAUGGCCCCGGCGCACCCGCUAAACCGGUCCUGAGGGAAACGAUCCAUACUGACAGAACCUCAGUUCCCACGCUGGGAGAGGAGGAAUCAUCACCUUGUGGAGCUGAUGGAGUUGCAAUUUCCUGCCACUCAGGUCUACGUUUCAGCAUUAAGAAGCCCACUGUGCAAAAAAGAGAGAAAAAAAACCUUGCAAUACUCCUUUAAUAUAAACUGGUGACAUGCAUGAUUGUGAAAGGGUGGGUUAUAGAGGUCUACACGACAGAGUAUUGAUAUUUUCCAAGACCAGAGUGCAAUUAAUGGAGAGGUUUUGUCACCUGAGUGUUUGGAUGCAUGCGUUUCCAGGCUGCAGACAUUAGGCACGACUUGCAUGCACGUCCUCUGUAACCAACUUUUGAGGUUCUACCGAAUCCGGGUCAGGAAAGCCGGGCAUCGGACACACUUUUCAGUCUUUUGCCUUCAUCAUUUCUCUUCAUCCUCUCUUCCAUACUGCGGAGGUUCAGUACAAAUUUGUAUAACCAUAGUAUUUAGAUCCCCAGACAUUCUGGGCUCAGUGAAAAGGUGCACUGUUCAGGUGAUUCAAGGAUCAGGGAAUGUGCACGUGUUGAUUCAAAAAAAGAGAGAUAUCUUCUUUGCACCUUUCUGUUUUCACUUUGAUUUACCUUGUCAUUGCUGUUUUCAUGGCCAGGUUUAAGAUGGGAAUGUCUUUAAGAUCAUUACAGGUUACUGUGAUGAUGGGUAUAGUAAUAGUAAUGUGCCUAAGCUACAUGACACUAAGCCUGCCUAGUUUUGAUUUCACUUUGUUUCACUUUUUCAGUUAAUUUGCAGGGCACCUCUGGAAUGUUUUUCUAAAUGCAAACAUUUCAUUUUCUUUUCAGAUAGACUUUAAGCCUUUUGCUUGGGAAAACUAUAUAUGCCUAGCUUGUCUCUAGUAGGCAAGAAAGAAGUUGACUGAAUGUCUGGAAUUUAUCUCGACAAACUUGAACUCCCAUUUCCGUAUGUGUGUGUGUACAGUAUGUAUGUAUAUGCGUGUGUAUGUAUGUAUGUAUGUCUGCAUCCUAAGGAACAUUUACUUCUGAACAAGAAAUACUGUCUGCAUUCAUAUCGAUAGCAUUGCUCGGUAUGUAUCAAAGACCACAGUACACUGCGUAGCCUAGAGAACUAUUCCACAUCAACUAUAUUUUCCGCAUAAACCAUAUGUUUUAGCAUUUAGCGUUGAGUUUAGCAAAGGUUCUCUCUUGUAGUGGCAUUUAAUCACAGAAAUGGACAGAACUGGAAUACACAGGUCCAACAGUCUAUGCUUAACACACAAACACCACAGCACUUUAAUCAAUAAUUUAUGGAAGAAAAUACUUGUUCUAGAAUGUUGCUCUUUUUAAUUCUGUUUUCUUUUGGGCUGUCUCUUUCUCAGAUUAUCAUAUACUUGGGUACUCUAGAAAAGCCUCAAUAUUUUUCCACUGUUUUAUUUUUUUAAAUAAAUCCAGAUAUUGAAAGCCAUUGUAAUACUUAACUGAUGUUAAACAUGAAAUGUCCCUUUAUCUCUGAAUUGAUAUUCAGAAAAGUUCAAUAAAUCUAGUGCUUAUGAGUGACAAUAACUUGCAACAGGAAAAUGGCAAAAUCAUUCCUUCACCUUAGUGACUGGUAAGGAUCAGCCAAUCAUUGAUAGUUUUGAUUCCUACAAAAAAUUAAGGCAGGACUAGAUUUUGCGCCACAAGUUUAGUGAAUAAGCAAUUGAAUCCUGCCUUGAUAUUAUUUUUGUAAAAGGUACUGUUAACACUCAGGAAUAGAUUAACAGAUUAGAAUAACUGUUUGACUUUGGUAUAUAAUUACAUGCUAUAUUGAAUUCAUUUUGAAGAAAUCAGUCACUAAGCAAACAUAAAGAACUAGCGUUGUCUUGUUCCAACCAUACAUUUGCUGUCGAAUUAAUGCAGCCAUUAUGGCAAACCAUAAAGAGCACAGAGAAUGAGGCAUUUGGAAUGAAGCAAACUGAGAUGACAGAUCAAGGAAUCCAGCUGACAAACUGAGUGACAAUGACAACAAUUAGGUAUCUAUGAGAACUAAAUGUCUGAAGCAAUUUUCUGUCAGCUAUGUUUUUUUAACAUCUAUUGCUGCCCGUUCUCUCUGCCAGUACAUACAAGCACACCCCCUCCCCCGCUCCCCAUCCCACACCCCAGAGAAUUGGGAGAUUUUAAUUUGGUACAAUCCAGCCAACAGUUUAGUUGACCCAGGUGGUUAAAUGCUCAGACUGAGGAAACCUUUCCCCUAUGGGGUUACAUAUGACAGGAUGGGGGUCAUGAUUGUAAUCACAAGGGGCCUGGCUGGGGUAUCAUACAGCACCAGUGUUUUAUGUGCUAAGUGGUAGUUGAUCAUCUUCCUGGUGUCUGUGUAUUUUUAUAAAAUCUGUGGGAAAUGUGUCAGGUGGGGUUUUUAGUUCUAUUGACCACGCGUAAUUAUCUACACCCUCGACCAAUGGAGAUGAAAUGGUUGAAACACAUGACUGAGCACUGCGUUUGACUGCAUGCGUGUGGGAGCCUGGUUGGGGGGGAGGAGGGGGGAGGGGGAGUUGGGGGUGUUGGGGGGCUUUCUCUUUCUUGCUUUUGCAAGCCCCAAGACCUCGAUUAAGACCUCACUUUGCUCCCCUCCCCCUUAUUUGAUUUUCCAGUGAGAAUUUUUUGAUUGGACACUGCAUGCCAGUUAGAGCUCCAUAGUGACUCAGAAUGCAGUACAGUGGACAUGAUAACCUCAUAUCAGCAUGAUUAUUUGAGAUUAAGUGAUCAAGGAGAGCAGCAAUUUUGCACUGUAGUGUAUGUUAGUGAAAUGGCAUUUUUCAAUUUCCAAGCAAACUGUUUGCUUCCAGACCUCCUCAUGACACAGCUGUCAAGAGAAGGCCAAUUUUGAAGUCAAAAUAAGUGAAUGGAUGUGACAGUAAUUCAGCGGAUGCCAAUUAGAAAUUAGCAAAAAUGACUACAGAUUUGGUUAUGUUGGCAGAAUUUAAUUGAUGUGAAAUCUAAUGAUUCCUCAAAAAUUCAUCAUUCUUUUUAUUAGGAUAUUUAUGUAGAAUAACCAAACACCUUUCAAAAGUAAAUACUUCUCAGAAACAGGGCUCCUCAGUGCCAAAUCAAAUUUACAGUAAAUUUAUGAGGGUCAAACUUUGGACAUAUACUUCCAUUACCACAGUAUGCCACAGCAUAAUUGAAUUUAAUGCAAAAAGAAACCCAUCUGUACACAUUACAUGCAUGCACUAGUCUGCAUGCAUUGAAAAAAACUGAGGGGUAAGAUGUUAGCCACACAUCUCGUGGUAUUGAACAUGCAUACUGCUUAUCCAUGGCAUGCUAUCCAGUCCUACAGACCACUACACGCUUACGCACAAAAAUUUACUUUUAUUGCCAAACGCAAGCAUUAUUUUAUAAACUUUUAAUAGCAGUGAUCAAAGCUACUACAUGAAUGCCAUGCAUGAUCGAAUUCUUCUGCAUGCUUCCUGUCUUUAAAAAAAAAAAAAAAUAGACAAAAAAAAGCAUUACAUCCCAUCUUGCUCUCAUUCCAAUCACAAACUUUCCCUGUUUGCACUCCUCAUAUAUAUGCAGCAAUUGUUGUAAUAUUAUAAAAUGACUGUAUCAAGCAAUAAAAUGCUAACAGACUAAUUAAAAAGCUCUCAGUAAAAUUUGAAUAGAUAUUAUUACUGAUUUUCCUCUUGUGUACAGCUGAUUGCGUUAACAAAGAGAAACAUGCUUAUUGAUUGAAUAUAGUACCUCACUUGAUUAACUUGUUAAUUUAUUUGUUUCAAUAAAACAUUUUUCUGAAGAUUGAA